AUGCCUAGCGAUCACUUUCUCUGUUCCGACAGGUUCUCCUCUCUGGUUGGACAGCUCAUGAUUCAACAUCAUGUGCCAGGUCUUUCCAUCGCGACAGUUCAAGACCAGAAAAUUCGUUCCGUUGGAUACGGCCAUGCCUGUCUUACACGGUCAACACCAUGCACAGCAGACACACUUUUCGACAUCGCCUCGUCCGCCAAAUCAUUGACUGCUGCGGCUGUUGGUUUGCUGGUCGUCGACAAUCAGAGCUAUCCUGAGGUGCAGUGGGAUGCUACCAUGUCCAGUCUCCUGCCAAAUGAUUUUGUCAUGUCUGGAACUGGAUAUACCGAGGGUGUCACCGUGGAAGAUAUCCUGAGCCACAGAAGUGGCAUGGCUGCUCAUGACAGUUCCUAUAUGGGCCAUCGAGCAGUCAGACCAGAUAACGCACAAUCCAUCACACGGAACCUACGGAAUCUACCUGUAGCGGCACCUAUUCGAGCACGGUAUCUUUACUGCAACAUGAUGUACACAGUAGCUACGUACCUUGUGGAGGUCAAAAGCACUCAGAGCUUUGGACAGUUCCUCCAGCAUCGCAUUUUCCAGCCACUCGGGAUGCAAUCGACGAGCCUGCAGCCAGGAAGUGCACGAAGCAAAGUGUUAGGUGAUCGUAUCGCCUCUGGGUACUACUGGCAAAAGGCAGAAUCGACAUAUUAUGAAGUUCAGAGCUCAGAUUGCGAGGAAGGCCAAGGCGCUGGCUCGAUCAUCUCAAGUGUAGGUGACUUCAUCAAGUGGAUUAAAGCAUUGCUCAAUCGGGAGAAUCCGAUAAGUGAGAGACUCUACCAAGGUCUUGUCCGAGGGAGAAGCCUGAAAAAUCCAAACGCGAGGAGGCUAAAGCCGUACUCGUCUCCAGCGAUAUAUGCUGCAGGUCUAGAAGUACAUUACUAUCGAGGAUGUAUGGUCGUAGGACACGACGGCAACAUCGCCGGUUUUGCAAGUCGAUUCUUAUUCUUGCCUGAUUUCAAAUUCGGCGCUGUUAUAUUUGCAAAUUCCAGCAAUGCAGGGCCUGUCACUUCCAUUUUAGCCCGUGAGUUUAUGGAUCAUAUCCUUCAGGUGCCUGAAAUCGAGCGGCCACGCCAUAAAUUUAAGACGACAGCGAAUACCCCUACCACUGCUAAACCUUUGGUUGUCGCAUCUGAUUUUUAUCACUCACCGAACCACCAGGGUACAGAAACGCACAAGAAUACAGCCAAGAAUCAAAGUCAAGCCCGAAAGAAAAACAAGGUACAACAGAAAUCAGAUCAUCCCGGAGGAGUUGUUCAGACGCAGAAAACACCACUCGAGGCCUACACAGGCGUCUAUUCUCAUCCGGGUUAUCAUGCUUUGGUCGUUCAGAUUAAAGACGGCAAUAUUUUCAUCGAUGCCACAGAUCGUUCAAUGGGAUUUACUCUCACUUUCGAGCAUGUUAGUGACCAGACAAAGUAUAUCGCUCAUCUGAGCGAUCUAGUAGAAGGUGGCGACGACCCUAUCAAAGCGGAAUUCAUCCUUGAAGGUGCCCAGGCAGUUAAGAUGGGAUUAAAUCUUGAACCAGCACUAAUGGAGUUGAUUUGGUUCGAGAAACAUGAAGUGAGACGAGGAUGA
Molecule: messenger RNA, 1617 nt
Organism: Exophiala aquamarina CBS 119918
Lineage: Eukaryota; Fungi; Ascomycota; Eurotiomycetes; Chaetothyriales; Herpotrichiellaceae
Exons: 2
Coding region: 1-1617 (538 amino acids)
Source: RefSeq, a predicted model, not a curated record